AUGUCCUCUCCUCAAGUGAUUCUCUAUGCCAAAUGGUACUCGGACUGCUCUGCACGCCUGCGUCUUGCGCUUCAGCUCAAGGACAUCAAAUAUGUGUAUAUGCCAGUCGACGAACCAAACGCGGCUGCCUACAAAGAAAUAAACCCGUCCGGCUUAGUCCCAACUCACUCGCCGCGUUGGAGUAUCUGGAAGAGAGAUAUCCGCCAUCACAAACCCGAAAAGGUCUCCUCCCGCCAGAAACGGACCUACAGGGACGAGCAACAGUUCGCUGCUUGA
Molecule: messenger RNA, 276 nt
Organism: Aspergillus novofumigatus IBT 16806
Lineage: Eukaryota; Fungi; Ascomycota; Eurotiomycetes; Eurotiales; Aspergillaceae
Exons: 2
Coding region: 1-276 (91 amino acids)
Source: RefSeq, a predicted model, not a curated record